Gastrolobium bilobum is the source of this 1103-nucleotide messenger RNA. Its product is annotated as endochitinase-like. Gene Ontology annotation, molecular function: chitin binding; chitinase activity. The transcript is spliced from 3 exons. Gene Ontology annotation, biological process: chitin catabolic process; carbohydrate metabolic process; defense response to fungus. The record is from RefSeq and is a predicted model, not a curated record. The coding region runs from base 2 to 976 and encodes 324 amino acids. Lineage: Eukaryota; Viridiplantae; Streptophyta; Magnoliopsida; Fabales; Fabaceae.
AAUGGGAAACAUGAAAUUGUCUUGUUUGAUGCUAUGCUUAUUGACUUUCAUGCUUGGGGUCACAGCAGAGCAAUGUGGUAAACAGGCUGGGGGAGCUGUGUGCCCAAAUGGGUUAUGUUGCAGUCAAUUUGGGUUUUGUGGCACCACAGAUCAGUACUGUGGAGCAGGUUGCCAGAGCCAGUGUAAAUCUAGUGGUUCAACUCCCACACCCACCAACCCAACUCCAACACCUAGUGGAGGUGGUAGUGAUGUUGGCAGGCUCGUUACCUCUUCUCUCUUCGAUCAAAUGCUGAAAUAUCGAAAUGAUGGACGGUGCGCCGGUCAUGGAUUCUACACCUAUGAUGCUUUCAUUGCUGCAGCUCGCUCUUUCAAUGGCUUUGGCACAACCAGUGAUGACACCACCCGCAAGAGGGAGCUUGCUGCUUUCUUCGCUCAAACUUCUCAUGAAACCACAGGAGGGUGGCCAAGUGCACCAGAUGGACCAUACGCAUGGGGAUAUUGCUUUGUCAACGAAGGGAAUAAUCCGGGAGAUUAUUGUACGCCCAAAGAUUGGCCAUGUGCUCCUGGUAAAAAAUAUUAUGGCCGAGGACCAAUCCAACUCACUCACAACUACAAUUAUGGGCCAGCGGGUAAAGCUAUAAAAGAAGAUCUGAUAAACAAUCCUGAUUUAGUGUCCACUAACCCAACUGUGUCAUUCAAGACAGCCAUAUGGUUUUGGAUGACCCCACAGGGAAACAAGCCAUCAAGCCAUGAUGUGAUUAUUGGAAAAUGGACGCCAUCUAAUGCUGACAAGUCAGCAGGCCGAGUCCCCGGAUAUGGUGUGAUCACCAACAUAAUCAACGGCGGUAUUGAAUGUGGGCACGGGCAAGAUUCUCGGGUCGCUGAUCGGGUCGGGUUCUACAGAAGGUACUGUCAAAUGUUGGGAGUGAGCCCCGGAGACAACUUGGAUUGCAACAACCAAAGGCCAUUUGCUUGAGCAAAUUUCCCAUAUUUCGUAGAAAUAUGUUGAAAUAAAGGGAUUUCGAUGAUCCCACAUGUAAUAGGAACCUUGUUGAAUAAGAAUGGUUCCAGUCUCUAGCUUAAAUAAAAUAAUUUAGUAUUUU